AUGGAAAUAAUAAAAGAGAAUAAUGAAAAUGAUGGUGAAAAUAUUAAUAAUAUUCCAAAAAAGAAAAGUGGUAGUAAAAGACAAUUAAGUUUUAAAAAGAAAUGGAAAGCAUCAUUUAAAAAAAAUGAUUUUGUUAAUUCUCAUGGAAUAAAUUAUAAUAAGAGUGUUGGUGUUGGUGGUAAUAGUGGAAUGCCACAAAGAAGAAAUAGUAUUGUUGCAAAACCAAUAGGAUUAACCUCAUAUAAAAUCAAUCACAAUCAUAAUUAUCAAUCUCAAAAAUUAACAUGGAAAUAUACAUCACCAACCAAUUCAUCAUUAAAUCUUAAAAACUCUGAUUUAAAAUAUUUAAAUAAUGAAAAUAAAAAUAUUAGUGACAAUAGUAAUUUUGAUGAUGGGGAAGAAGAUGAUACUGAUAAUAAAAAAAAUAUUAAUAAUAAAAAUAAUAAUAAUAAUAAUCCAUUAACCGAUAUUAUAAAUAUUGAAGAAAAAAUAGCCAAUACCACUACCACUACUACAAACACCACUACCAUUAACACAGAAACUAAAAAUGAUAUAGAUACCACCAUUUCAAAAUUAAAUAAUUUUUAUGAUAACGAUGAAACUAAUAAUAACAUUCAAAAUGAAACAGAUGGUAAUAAUAAUAAUAGUUUUUCAAUUUCUAAUAAUUUAAUUAUAAAAGAAAAAAACAAUAAUAAUAACAAAAAUGAUAAUGGUGAUAGUGAUGAUGAUGAAGAUUGUAAAAUAAUAAUUCUCGAUAAACCACACAUCGAAAAUUUAAAUGAUAAAAACAAACAAAUAUUAUCUCAACCACACACACUCACACAACCACUAACACCCACUUCUAAUAAUACACACAAAAGCACACUUUUCAAAAAAUUAGAAUUACCACCAGCACCACCAUCACCACCACAACCACCAGUUUUUCAAAAUUUAAAUAAUUGUGAUAAUAUAAUUCAACACCAGUUAGAAAAUAAUUGUGAUGCUAAAAAUAAAUCUAUAAAUAUUUAUAAUAAUGAAUUUGAUUUUAAAAAUAAUAAUAAUAAUAUUAUUGAAAAUAAUGAAAAUUUUGAAAAAAAUUUAAAUUUAUUAAAUAAUAAUAAUAAUUUUUAUCAUAAUAAUAAUUUAAAAAAAUCAAAAGAUAAUAUUUUAAAAAAAAGUAAUAAUAAUAUUAAUAAUAUUAAUAAUAUUAAUAUAAAUAAUAAUAAUAAUAAUAAUAAAAAAUCAAAAUCAAAAAUUAAAAUUUUUAAAAAAUUAUUAAAUAAUAAUAUUGAUAGAUUAAAUAAAAAUAAUAUGGAUAACGUUUUAAUGAAAUCUCAAAUUAUUCAAAUCAAUGGUGCAGAAAUUGAUGAUGGUAAUAAUUAUUUUAAUAAAAAUGAUCAACAACACAUUGAAGAUAAUUUAAUGUUUUUAAAUGAAACAUCACAAACCAACAACGCAACAUGUGAAAUCGAUAAUUUAAUUGACUCAAUUAAAAUUAAUUUAUCAAAUGGAUAUUUCAUUGCUGGUCAAAAAGUAACUGGUAAUUUAGAAAUUUCAUUAAAUCAAGAUAUUAAAACAUCUGGUUUAAAUUUAAAAUGGAAAGUUUUUGAACAUGUUAUAAUCAAUCAUUACCAAUCACCACAAUCACCUCAAAAAUUAAAUAAAAAAGAUAAAGAAAAGGAAAAAGAAAAAGAAAAAGAAAAUGAUAAUGAUAAUGAAAAUAAUAAUUCAGAAUCAUUAAUAAGAGAUCAAUCAUUUGAAUUAAUUGAUGCAUCUUCUUUAAAAAGUUUUUCAAAUUCUUCAAACUGUGGUAGUUCAUUAAGAAAUAGUCAAUCAAUUAAUUUAAAUAAUUAUAAUUUUAAUAAUUAUAAAGGUGGUACAUUAAAAAAGAAUUCAAAGAUAUUUAAUGUUUUAAAGAACAGUUCAAGUAUUACAAAUUUUUUAAAAAUUAAUCCAUUAACUUCAUCAUCAUCUGAUUUUUCAUUAAAUUCAUCAAGUAAUUAUAAUUUAAAUUUAUUUAAUGAAAAUAGAUUAAUUUAUAAAAAUCAAGAAAAAAAAACAAUUUAUGAAUCUGGUGAUUCAAUUUUUCAAACUGAUGAUAAUGGUGGUAUAAUGAAUUCUGGUUUACAUAUAAUUCCAUUUUCUUUUUUAUUACCAUCACAUUUACCAAGUUCAUUUAGUGAUUUUACAAUUGAUAAAGAAACAAAUGAAAAAAUAUUAUCAGCAAUUAUUUAUAAACUUUCAAUUUCAUUUCAAGAUAUUUUAUAUGAAGAAGAAGAUAAUGAUGAAAAUAAUAAUAAUAAUUUUUAUAAUCAACAUGAUGAUAAUGAAGAUAAUGAAAAUAUUAGAAAUAAAAAAGAAUAUUUAAAAUCAUUAUAUGAAUUAUUAAAAGAUUAUAAAAUUAAAAAAAGUUUUACAGUUUGUGAACCAUCUAUAAUUGCUGCAAAAGUUAAUGAAAUUCCGAUUAGAAUGGAGAAAAAGAAAUCAUUUUUAGUAAAUUCUGGUCAAAUUUCAUUAAAGGUUGCCUUGAAAAGAACGAUUUUCUUUGCAAAUGAAAAAAUUCCAAUCAAUAUAAAAAUUGAAAAUGCAUCAUCAAGAAGUAUUGAUUAUAUUUUAAUUUCAAUUAAAAAAAUUCAAAAUAUCUCAUUAAGUUUAAUUAAAAAAUCAAAAAAUAAUAAUGAAAAGCAACAACAACAAAUUGAAAAAGAUAAUGAUGAACAACAACCAAAUAUUACAGAUCUAACUUUAUCACCAUCAUCUUCAUCAUUUUUAUCAAAUUCUUCAAAUACAUCAUCUUCAAAGAAUAAUAAUAAUAAUAAUAAUAAUUUAAUAUUUAAAAAAUGUACUUUUAAAACUAGUCAACGAUUUAAUGGUGUUGAUGCACAUUGUAAUUUUAGUGAUACAAUUUUAUUUGAUACAAAUGAAAUCAAAGGUUUUAAUCAAACUACAAAUGGUACUUUAAUUAAAUGCCAUUACAAUAUUGUAAUUCAAUGUUUUGUAAAGAGAGCGUUUAAUGUCGUUUGUAGAAUUCCAAUACUUUUUGGUGCUUUACCAGAAAAUAAUUUAACUUCAAUAUUUAAUGAUGAAUAUCAAUUAAAUUUAUUAAAUAUGUAA
Messenger RNA from Dictyostelium discoideum AX4, 3093 nucleotides. It is a transcript of the gene adcF, whose product is annotated as arrestin domain-containing protein. The record is from RefSeq and is a predicted model, not a curated record. The coding region runs from base 1 to 3093 and encodes 1030 amino acids. The transcript has a single exon. Lineage: Eukaryota; Evosea; Eumycetozoa; Dictyosteliales; Dictyosteliaceae.